Messenger RNA from Cylicostephanus goldi, 265 nucleotides. NCBI's taxonomy places the organism in Eukaryota, Metazoa, Nematoda, Chromadorea, Rhabditida, Strongylidae. The record is from the annotation of a GenBank genome assembly.
CAUAUGAUUUAUUUUAUUAUAGAGUCUUUCUCACUGUGAGCUAAUCACGGACGAAUCGAUACAUUGUCUUUGUACCAACAAUAAAGACAAAUUACAGGUGCUGGAGCUCGAUAAUUGUCCACAAAUCACAGACUCGGCUCUAUCACAUAUGCGACACGCAAGAGCGUUGAAACGAAUUGAUUUGUAUGAUUGCCAGAAUGUGUCCAAAGAAGCAAUACAGCGAUUUAAGUGCAUUGAUACUGCUGUUUCUAUCAGAUUAGGCUAG